This is a messenger RNA of Physella acuta, 636 nucleotides long. RefSeq lists its product as uncharacterized. The record is from RefSeq and is a predicted model, not a curated record. Lineage: Eukaryota; Metazoa; Mollusca; Gastropoda; Physidae.
GUUACAGGAUAGGUCCUUAUUGACUGACAAUCAGGUCUUAAGUCAUGCAAAAGUGUUCCACUAUUUGGGACGUAACAGCAAGGCAUUUGAUGUAGCCUAUAAGAAAAUGUGUAAUGAGCCUGGUGCACUAGAAGGAUGUGCCGAUAAGUCUGAACGUAUUGCUCAAAUAUUUCAGUGCAGUCAAGAUGAAGUUAAAUCAAUUCUAGCAAAGCAUCCAUCAUUAGAAAACAUGUCUAUAGCACUACUAGAGCAAAAGGUAAACUUGUUGUUGUCCUAUAGUUUACCCUUGGCUCUGAUCACAAAAAAUCCAGUGCCAUUGUAUCACACUUCACACCAAGAACUUAGCCGGAGGUUGCAGCUGUUGAAAGCUAAGUCCUUGUUGACUGAGAGUAACUUUGAUUAUUUGGGAUGUAGCAGCAAACAUUUUGAUGCUGCUUAUGAGAAAAUAUCUGCAGAAAUUGCUGCUUCAGAGGGACGCCCCAGUAAAUGUCAACUUCUCUAGAAGACUGAGCUGGGACAAAAGAAGUGCAGCUUUUUCGCUCGCUUCUCAAUCUCUGCAACUUAAAAUUUUGAGAGUGAACAAUACUUUAGACUUCGCUAACUGGGGCCCAUGUGGAGCCCGUCACAUUUGUGUCA